Elaeis guineensis (African oil palm) is the source of this 7587-nucleotide messenger RNA. RefSeq lists its product as uncharacterized. NCBI's taxonomy places the organism in Eukaryota, Viridiplantae, Streptophyta, Magnoliopsida, Arecales, Arecaceae. The record is from RefSeq and is a predicted model, not a curated record.
ACCGGAUAAAUGAGCUUCAAGCAACAUCCCGUUGUUGCCGUUUCUUCCCUUGAUGGCGGACAAAUGAUCAUCGUUAAAUUGUCAAAAGAAAAAAAAAAAGAAGAAAAAGUUCGCGCUUACAUAGAAUACAAUAACUUAUGUUGAAUCUAUUUACUAAAUAUUGUUCAAUAUUUUUCUCCAUAGCUGAUAUAAAAACCGCCGCGGAGCGCGGCCUACCUGCUUGUUGAACACGAUGACGGGCUCGUUUGGAGGCGGCGGCGGGAGGGUCCGCGGCACGUGCGGAUGGAGCGUGUUCGACGGCGUGCGGGCCUUCCCUCCCACCCCUGAAGCCCUUAUGGCCGAGAUCGACGCUGCCAUCGCCGCCUCCGAGUACGUCCACGCCACCGCCCUCCUCUCCUCCUGCUCUCCCUCUAACCCGCCGGCGGCGGAGGAUGAGCCGGAGAAGGAGAAGGUCCGAGCCACCGCCGCCCCCAUCUAUGACGCGCGUCUGGCCGACGAGGCUUACAAGGCGGCGUGCGCCGCCCUCGCGGCCGGGAGGCCGGACGCCGCCAUCCAGUCCCUCCGUCUGGCCCUGGCCAGCUGCCCUCCGGACAAGUCCUCCGCCCUCGCGAAACUCCGGUCUCUCCUCUCCAUCGCCUCCUCUCAGCUCCAGAAGCAGCAGCAGCAUCUCCAGAGGGCUCUAUUAUUUUGUCAAUCAGAAUGAUCGGUAGAUGAGAAUUGGUGCUGGAUAUGACUGAAAGUAGGAUUCUUGAUGGGAUUGUCAAUUCUGACAAGAAAAGUUGUGGGUGUUGGUGAACUAAAUUGGGCUGAAAGACUAGUGUUAACGUUUGAUGAUCUUUUCUCAUAUUUACUGUUUAUUUGCAGCUUGUCUCUUUAUGAUCUACCAUUUUCUGCGAAUGACUUCAAGAACUCCAUAUUUGGUGAAUGGUCUUUGUAGAUUCAAUUCUGCUUAUCCAAGAAAGUUUUGAAAGCAACAAACUUUUUUUUUUUUUUUGCCUUUUUGUAUUUUAAUGUGCCUAGCGGAACUGACACAUAUGCUCUCCAAUUGGACUUCAUUUAGUACUCUGCUCUUCCUAUUGGACUUUGGGAAACCGCCAUAGUGUUCUCAUUAAUUAUUGCCUUGCUGGAUUUUAAAGUUCAUGUGUAGCUCAGUGACUUUUGCGAGUCAGUUGUCAAGGUUUACUAAAUAAUAGAUCAUUUGGGGGGUGCUUGGUUCACGACCGGAAUCAGAAUCGGAAUCGGAAUGGCCAAAUCCCCCGAAGCGCUUGGUUCGUGACCAAAAUUGGAAUUGGAAUAAAAAUUUGAAUCCAUAGAGAAGAGUAGGGAUUGAAUUCUAUGUACAUUGGACCAUUCUCAUUCCAUUCCGGAAUUGGAAUCGAAGUAGGACUCUUCCCAACCAAAUGGUUGGAAUGGGAGUCACCCAUUUUCAUUACAAUUCCACACCCCCACUCCCCCCAACCAAGUACCCCUUCGUGAUGAAUGUUUAUUGGCCUGAAAAUGCAAAUUCCUUUUUACAGCAGAAUUAUGCAGGGAGAAUGCUAGAGAUGACUUAUAUGAUUGUUAGCCCUUGUCUGGCUUCUUUCUUACUGCAGAUCAUAAACCCAAUCUUGCUUCUUCCCAUUAUGAAUGCAAGCUUAAAGCCAGCAUGUAAACAGUAUUAUUUGAGAUUGAAAAGAAGAAUUGGGAGGAGGGGAAUAAAUGAAGCCACUUUGAAAUGGACUAGUGCGAGGGGGAGAUAGAUAUGGUUGUAUACUUUAGCAGUAUCUAAGGAAGCAAAACAAUUCCACCAUUAAACUGUAAGGAGAAGGGUGAUCAGAAGAGUCUUCAGGAAAGUGCUGCCAGAAACAACUUGAUAAUACCUUUCUAGUGAAGUAUUAAUUGUUGGAAUGCAUGAAUACCAACAGGUGUUCCACCUGGCCUCAAGUUGAUGUGAAAAGGCUUCUAGUUAUGCUACUAUUGUAUGCCACGUGAAAUGCACAUGGGUGCCUGUAGAGUUUCACCAGUAUAAGUCUGGAUUUUCAUUUUGUAGUAGACAGAUAAUUUGUCCUGUUAACUGCUCCAUAAAACACUUAGAAGGCAAACAUUAGUGUGGCUCUCUAAAAGAAGUAGGACUAUAAACUAUUGGAAGCAAGAAAGAAAUACAUUGAUAACUGCUAGAGAGAAUUUAUGACAUUCAGGAACAACACAUCAAACUUAGAAGUCAUGUUCAGAAAUCAUGUGAUCCAAUUUUGCUGUAGUUUAUGUCAAAAUUAGGUGUAGUUGCUUUUUCUUUGUGAAUUUAAAUUGCUAGUUGCAUUUUGGUCUUAGAGAUCUUGGAUUUUUGUCCAUAGGGAUAACUGAUAUGUUUCUUAUUUUCUUCUAAUUUUAUAUCAAUUUUAAGGGUUAUUUUUCUAGUGGUGUCUUUAGCCGUGCUAUAAGUACAACCAUCAUUUGAAGAUCCUACUUUCAGGUUUAGUUGGGUUGGAAAAGUUUUUGACUCACCAAAAUUGCAUUACUUUGGGAUCUGGUGUAGUCAUAACAUUCAAGGGCCAUUUGCAGCAACUCUAGGUCCAUUUCGAUCUUUUACUAUAUAAUUAAGAAGUAUCAUGUUAGGGAUUGAGAGGGGUUGAUUGAUAUUUGGAUUUAGCCCUAGUUGCAUAGCCCAUCGCCUAGGGCCCUUUUGUGAGAGAUAGAGUUACCUUAAUAUGGUGCCUCUUUUGAACAUAUCAAAAGCACCUAAUUGGAAAGCAAUUUAAUACAACCUAAAAGUUGGGGCCUAGUAAUCGGACAUGUAUGUCUUCUAAAUAACUUUCAUAGGAUAUAUAUGUCUUUUAAAUAACUUUCAUAUGAAUUCAAUUUUAUUUUUAAUAAACUUGGUUGAUAAUUUAAUACUUAGAGAAAACAUUAUUACCAAUGCUUUGUGCUUCCAGUGUAGAGUUUGCUUUUCUAUAACUUAACCAUUAUGCCCUUUUAAACAAACUUUAUUUUAAAUCCUUAAGUUAAUAUCUCUUUUCCUCCUUCUCUUCCUCCCUCCAAUUGAUUCGAGAACCUCACCAUAUUAGAAGCAAAUAAUGGAUUUGUCAACACUAGCAGUGGUUGUGAUGGGAGUAGUCACCAUUGCCAUUAACGGCUAUGGGGGCAGUGGCUAGAUGCAAUAGCAAUGGUUGGAGGAGAGACUAAGAUAGUGUUUAGAUGAGGAGUAGAUUUUGGAAAGAAUAUCUUUUGUGCUGCUAGAGGGAUAGACAUGUUUAGCAAAAUGAGGUAUUUUGGUGUUUGGUUGGAGGGAUGAGUGCAGAUAAUAAGUUGCAUUUAGUGUGUAUUGAGUGUUGAGAUGUUGCGGAUUUUAUCCUAAAGAGGAAGUGUCCUCCCACAUUUUAUGUGUUUAUAGAAUGGAUGAGGGCAAAAAGUUAAUUGGAGCAGAUAAGGACAAGCCUAUUCUAGGGUAUAAGUAUAUUCCACCAAAAUAGUGUAAUAAAAUUAUACCAUGUGGCCACUUAUACCUCCACAUAGUAUAAGCCCAUAUUAUGUUGCCUUUUCUGCAUUGUCAAGGAUAUUCAGAGGGAUAUACUCCCAUUUAUUCUAUAACCAAACAGGCCCUAAGAGGGCAGGGUAAAUAAUAUAGGUAGUGCCAAAGGAUCUCUGUAAGUGGUGGAGGUGGCAUGACCUGCCUGUUCAUCGAUCCAGUUGCCACCUAUAAGUGCUCCUCUCCUUCUUGCUGGUUCUUUUCCGGUUCCCCUCUCCUUGACCGUGCCUCGAUCAUUGUCCAAUUCAUACAACAGUUCAGUUCUUUCCAAAAGAAACAAAGUUUUGGAACAAUUCAUAGGAAUAACUCAUUGUUGUAUAAUUGUAAACAAGUAAACUCAUAAAAUAAAAAUUUCUUAAGGUGUAAACUAACUUUUUCAACUCAAUUGUCUGCUUGGUUGCCUUGAGAUUUUGUUACAAUCAUACCAAAAAUUGGCUCAAUAUAAAGAAGAGAACUUAGAGAUUUUGCAAUUAUUAUAAUUACAAACAGGGAAAUUUUCAUCGAAAUAUUACCCAACUUCUUGUUUUGUUGCCUACGUUUGCUUCCUCUUUUUGAAGAGAGACAUCAAUCUCUGCAUAGGGAAGGUAUAGAUAUAAGUGGAAAGCUCCCAGAAGAUGCAAUCUUCACGGGACCUUAGCUCUUAGUAGUCUAGCAACACCACAUCAUUAGGUGUACUAGUCCCUCCAUGGUAGAGAUGAGGUGGGUGCUGAGUCACCGUUGUACAUGAUGUUUGUGGUGAUACCAUGGGUGGUGCUGUGGGAGGGUGUCGAUUGGAGUAGGGUGGGGGGCCUUGUGAGGGUGGCAGUUGUGUGACAUUAUAAGGGCAAUGUUAAUGAGGAUGUCGAGGCCAUGGUUGGUGGGGCUAGAAACCCAGAUGAUUGGAGAUGCUUCUGGUGAAGAAGAGGAGGAAGGCAAAGGGGUUUGGUAUGAUCCCUACUUUGCGAUUCUAAGCCUCUAGCGUAAUGUAGGGCUGCAUUAAGAAAAUUGUUGGCUAGCUAGCUAGCUGGUCCACAUGAAAGUAAUCAAUCCUAAUUAUGCAGAGAUGACUCAAAUGAUUUUGAAUACAUUACCAGGAGAGAUGGAUGCAGUAAUAUGACAUUAUCUUGUCAAGUCCUAGUAUGUGUGAAAGUUAUGCAAGUCCUAAUUGUGUUUAAUUUUGUUUGAAGACAUAUUUGGUAACAUUACAAAUAUAAUGUAAAUGGAUGUGGAAAUUUGGAGCAAAUUCAAGGGACUUAGCAUGAGAUUUUCUAAACAAAGUCCCAAGGUCAUCUUCUUCUCUCCUUACUAGGUUUUCUUCAUCCACUUUUCUGUUUCUAUUCUUUUCCUCCAAAACCAAUACUCAGAUUUCAUAUCUUAAUUUUAUUUGUAAGAUUUUUUGCUGACUUCAAAGAUCGACUGUUAUUUUCCCUAAAUGCUAGAGUCCUCUCCAGUCAUCUAUAUGCUAUGAGAUAUCUGAAAUGAGUUUCUAAACCUUUAGCAAUCUCUCCGAGUCUUCUUCCGAAUGCAGGGGAGUCCCACUCAAGUUUUAAAUCUAUUCAUGUUGAGGUACAUGAUCAAUGUGAUUGACAAACAAUAGCUAGAAAACAAUAGUUGGAGUGAAAAUUUACAUGUUUAUGUUACUUUUGCAUUACUCUCUCUCUCUCUCUUCCCCGCCCUUUUUUUUAAUCAAUGCCUUGUUUAAGAUAAGCUGGUAGUUUCUAUUCUUAUCCAAAAAGUGUGGCAUGCCCCUCUCAGUUUCCUUUUAAUAGUUUUCUGCAUUUCUAUUUAAAAGUACUUCGUAGAAAACCACAAUUCCAGUUUUCGUUAGUUCCAUCUAUGUUUAAGAUUCUUCACCACACCUGCCCUUUGUGAAUUUCAAGGCGGUUUCCUAUAUAUUUUAAAGUCUUCCAUGAUGAGGCUUCAAGAAAUGGAUAAAAUGGUUAGCAUCUAAUAUUUGGGAUUUCUGCAUGCAUCAUUUGGAAUUAUUUGUGUAUAAGACCACAAGUUCUUAAUAUUUGCAAGUUAUAAUGUGAGAGAAAGAUUUGUUUUGUUUUUUAAAAUCCUCAAUCAAACUACUACCAAUUAAAUGACAAUUUACCUUUAUCUAUCGGCUGCCCUUAGGUUCUUUUUCUAGGACCUUUUAAUGGCUUCUUUAGCAAGUAACAUAGGCUUCUCAUAAUUUAGUAAUUAACUUCCAAUGAACAUGAAUACCCACAAUAUUUCCUGAAUUAUAAUUCUAGAUUCCUAGAAUGCCCAUAUCGAGAGACACUCAAAAUUUCCCAAAAUUAAAUAAUUAUGACUUAGAACAUUUCUAAUCCAUUCUUUAUCUAAAUUACACAUCUAAUACCAGUCUUAUUCGAAAUUGGACUCUUAUACCAACAUUGGAGAAUUACUUAAAAGAAAAUAUAUGAAAUUACAAAAUAAAAUCUGAUUUACUGACUCAGAGAGAGAGAACAAGAGACAAUGCGCCUUUGCAUUGAGGGCUGAGACUGACUCUGUGAGCUUAUCAUUGCAUGAUAAGGGACUAAAUGGCCUUCCAUGCUCAUCACUGAGUGGUCAGGACCUCUUAUCAUUUAAGAUCAGUUUUCCAUGCUUUGAGAGCUGAGACUGACUCUGCGAGCUUAUCAUUGCAUGAUAAGGGACUAAAUGGCCUUCCAUGCUUAUCAUCGAGUGGUCAGGACCUCUUAUCACUUAAGAUCAUAGUUUAAAUGCAGUCUAUUUUUGGUAGUGCUGCAUUAAAAGGUCUAUUUAGUCAUCAGCUCAAAGGAGAUGAAUGGGCAGAUAAUUCUUUGUUCUUCUUCCUUUUUUUUUUUUUAACAUAAUCAUGGGUAAAUGAUCAUUUUGUACCAUAAUGAACCCCUUCGCAUCACCAUCGACCACCAUGGUCUGUAUUUCAAAGACAUUUUUGCAGGCAGUUAAAAGGCUGUGAAUGAGAUGGGUUUUCUGCACUAUAAAAGGAGAUGAUGGCACUGCUUUGCAAUUUUCUUCUGUCUUCUGAGUGCAUAUUUCUCAUGGUUUCGACAAAAUAUAGGACAAAUGUUUCUUUCCUUACCUUGUAAGCUUUAUUGAUUAUACUGAUGUACUAAUCUUUCUGUAGUUGUAGUAUCAAAAAUCUGGUUUAUUAUUGUCAUAAUUCUCCCUCUGUGGUAGUAUUGCUGAAAUAUGCUUUGUCAUUCACUGUUUUUGUUGAAAAUUUUUGUAGAUCAGGUAACUUUUGUUCUCCUGUAAUUUGUACCUAUGGAUCAGUCUUCUAAGUCUUAUAUUUCUGAAGUUAUAUUGUAAAAGUCAAUCCAGGAGUUUGGACAUCUAUCCCUUUCUGGUAUUUUCUUUUAUGGUAAGUUCAAGGAUUUCAAAUUUAUAUGUUUAGUGGAUGUAAUAUAAAGCAAAUUUAAGAAGGCAGGAAUUUAGCAGUGCCAUUUCUUAAACCAUUCUUGGGCUAAAAUGCAACUACUGUUAGGUGUUUCUUCUUCUUCUUCUUCUUCUUCUUAGAAGUAAAUCGAGAUAUCAUACUCACUCUAGUCAUGCUACCAUUAGCUUGUUCAGGCUCUAAUUAAGAUAGUAUUAAUAAUUAAAUGUAUUUAUCCUGCAAUGCAAGUAAUUCAACAUACUCAGCUUCUGUUUCGUAAUCUUCUGAACCUACAUGAACAAAUAUAAAAUAAACUCUCUUGAUGAACUUUUGAACAAUGGAAAUGGUGAGCUUAGGGACUGACUGGAAGUGUACCAUACAUCCUUAUUGGUGCAACAAAUUAUGACUCAAGACAUCUAGGCCCAUAGAAGUCAAUAUUGAAUUGGCAUUUAAAUUUAAUAUCUUGAAGCAAUGUGUACAACUUAUUUGGGUUAAGGUGUUCCAGUCUUAAAGGAGACUAGAGAGAGGGAGAGCAGGGGAAAAAUUGAUAUGAUAUAGUCCAACUUAAAGUUGGGUUUUCUAGGGAAGUUUAGAAUUGUCAUAAAUAUUUUGAGCUAGUCAAGAUGCUUAAAUCAGUCCUAGCACUGUGACAUGCUAUUGUAUUUCCUUUCUUCUGAUUGUACUGAUAUCUCAUAUUUAUGCUUGUUAUACAUUUUGACUUUAUGUUUCUCAUGGAUGUUGGUGUCCCUUCCAUGGUAAU